AUGGCGUCGGCCGUGAGCCAGCUCAACGUCGCGGCGUUCUACGGGGCCGACCUCAACCGCCCAUACCGCGUCAUCGACAGCGAAGACGGGAUCCGCCACAGGGCCAACGAACCCGAGCCGGUGACCCGGUCACUGCUGGAAUGGGCUGAGGAGACGCCGUUCAAGAGCGGCGGGCUGGUCGUCAAACCCCGCUGGGUCGGCGACCCGCCACGGCAGGCGAGGAACGCUUUUCGGAUCUUCGAGGAUGAGGAAGGCGCCAGCCUGGUGGCGCCCGGGGACACCAGCUUCAGAGCAGUGGAGCGCGCUGCCCGCGGUGAGCUGAAGAAAAGAUGGAAGAGCCUCGCAGAGAAGGAACGGCGAAAGUUCGAAGAGCUCGCUGAAGGUGACCAGUUGAGGUAUGCAGCUGAACUGAAGGCUUUCGAGCAGAAGAAUCCAGAGUACGCGAUCCUCAGAGAGCGUGCCCAAAAGAACAAGAAGCCGAGGAAGGCGCCGAAACGUGCCAGGCGCAGGAACGCACCAACGAAGCGGCGCUCCGCCACGAUUGACGUUUCUGAGAGUGGGACUUCAAGCUCUGCCAGCGACUGUUCAGACGAAGAGCCAGCUGAAGAACACCCAUCUAAGGACAUGGAAAUGGUGGAGGCGGAAGCCACACCAGAGCUGAUGACAAACAGCAGGAAUGCGUGCGAAUACGAUGGAAACUAUGCAUUCCCAAAAUCUGAUAGGAGGAGAGCGCUGCGACCUCGUAGGUGA
This is a messenger RNA of Ostreobium quekettii, 750 nucleotides long. The record is from the annotation of a GenBank genome assembly. Lineage: Eukaryota; Viridiplantae; Chlorophyta; Ulvophyceae; Bryopsidales; Ostreobiaceae.